Messenger RNA from Penicillium malachiteum, 1356 nucleotides. RefSeq lists its product as uncharacterized. NCBI's taxonomy places the organism in Eukaryota, Fungi, Ascomycota, Eurotiomycetes, Eurotiales, Aspergillaceae. The coding region runs from base 1 to 1356 and encodes 451 amino acids. The transcript has 3 exons. The record is from RefSeq and is a predicted model, not a curated record.
AUGGCUCGCUUGACUCCACGCUUCCAGUUCAAAUACGGUGGUGUGAAUGGAAACAAAGUUGGAGUGAGACUGACCGUGUACGGACACACUGUUGUGAUCCAACCCCAAUCAGAAAAUGCGCACCUGUCUAGAGUUUCGGCUUGCAAGAAAGCUUUGUUUAAGCUGCGCAAGUUUCAUCCCCUGUGGCUGACUCCUCCCCUUCCGGGUGACCGUCCCACUGGACCAGAGUGGAACUGGGCCAGACUUCUAGAAGGCUUUUGUACCCCUCUCAACUUUCCUAUGCCUUUGUACAAUCCUACGCUUUGUGCUGGCCAAUGGCACUGUGAUCUUUCUUUGCAAGGUCGUCUGUUCAGAACCGCCUCUGCUUCGGACAGCCUAGACGAGGCUCAAAAUACCGUUUCCCAUAUUGCAAUUUACUCUCUGCUUGUGGAUGACAGAGUCCCAUCAAACAUAAUUGAGCCGGCGAGUGACUUGCCGGUUCAAAUCAAGAUGGAAAAGGAGAAGGGACAGGGAAAUGUCCCUGUGCCCCCGAAUGUGUCCGAAGUUACUGACAACCCGAGCCUUUCUCCUACUCUGCCACCCAGAAUGGUUGAGUUUUUGAAAGGAGCCGGUCUUCUCAGAGGUGGUUUUGGAGGUGCCCAACGAGGCAACAAACGGAAUAAGGCUGGUCGUGGUGGUGCGAAAAACAUCGCUCAUCAACCUCCCAAGCCUGCGACACCUAAGAAUCCUCCAAAGCACUCGAAGCCUCAGACUCAGAACCCUGCCAACUCUGGCGCCCCUCCUUUGAGUAAGAGAGCUGCGAAGGCUGCGAGAAAGGCUGCUGCCGAAAAGGCGGCGCAAGAAGGUUUGGAUGAUGUAAACCAUCUCCCGCUGACCAGCAGCCGUGUGGCUCCUCUUGUGGAGAAGCCCAAGGUUGCUGUUGACCCUUUGGCUACGCUGAAAAAGAUUCAGCAGCAGUUGGGUCAGAACAAAAGUGCCUCAUACCGGGGAAUUCUCACACGUAUCUGUUCUAUUUUGGGCAUCAGUGAUGCUGAGAUUCGUCGAGAGGAUAAUCCCAAUUCUGGUGACCCGCUGGUGUGGGUAAUUGUUGCGUAUUUCGAUACGCAGAACCCAUUCCUGAGCCGGGCCAGCCCAGUUACUUUAUGCAAGCUUCCAAAGAUGGAUGAGGGCGAUGCAAUCUCUCUCGGUGCGAAGAAGGCCACGAUCUUCCUUCUUGAUAUGAUCAAGGAGGAUGCUGGCCUCGACCCUGGGAUUCCGGAUUAUCCCAAGGGUCUUGGUGGUGUGAGAGAACUGCGACGGGAGUUUGACUUGCGGUACCGGGAUGAUCUCUACAAGUUUGGCGGUGUGUCUGCUUAG